UGCGCAUUAAAACAGCGCCAUCUUGCUCUCGGCGUUCGCCAUUCUUCCAGUUGGAUAUUUCAUCUAAAAGUCAUAUUUUUACAAUAUUUUGAGCAAAAAACCUUUCCAAAUAUUAGGUGAGGCAAUUUUAAGGUGUUUCCUGCAAUUUGGUAGAGAAGGUUAUAAGGCAAGGUGACCAUGGAUGAAAACCCAGAGCAACCUAGCAGCCAGUCAGAGGAACCAGUGGCACCAGCUAACCAGGGUGAAGCUGAGGGAAACGAUGCAGCGUCCAUGAAUGUCCUGGAGACCUAUUUGCAAAAUUUUAACGAGGAGCUCUCAUCAGGCCCUGCCACUGCCCCUGGUACAGGUCAGCAGGAGGCAGCAAAGUCAUCAGGUGCAGCUACAGGAGAGGGUAGCUCGGAAGCACCACUGGUUGUAAGAGAAGAUAGUGAUGAGGGAUCGGAUGUACAAAUUGAGGAAGGAGCUGAAGGAGAUAAUGUAGCAGUGGUUAAACAGGAGGUUGCAGAUGAUGAAGAGGAGGCUGGUCAGACCAGCCAGCCAGCACCCGACCAAGCCACCAUCGAUAUCACCCACACAUUACAGCUACUUGCGAAUGCUUCAGCAAACAUCAGCAAUCCUAAUGCUGCGCAGGAAAACCAAGAAGGAGAGAUUGGUACGGAGGGCACUUUCAUGCAGCAGCUUGAUACAUCCAACCUUGUAGAUGAGCAUGGAGCUAAAGUAGAUCCAAGCAGAAUAGCUGGUAUACAGACAGUGAAUGGAGAACAGGUGGUGAUGGUACAUAAUAUGGAGGAUGGCUCAUCAGGGAUAGGACAACAGCAACAGGUGCUAAUGGUGUCCAUGGAAGACAAUGGUCAGAUAGAUCAAGGUGUGGCCCAGAUUGCCUUCUCGGGUGCACCUGUCAAUAUGGGAGAUAACAUUGUCUAUCAAACCACACAGAACACCCAGUUUGUUCCUGUUUCUCACAAUGGCACUGCCCAAAUAGCCAUGACACAAUCUGGAAGUGAGCCUGGUACUGAAGUAUACACUAUCCUUCAAACAGUAGAUGGUGCAGAGACAACCACUAUAGCCACACCCACUACUAUGGUAGUCUCAGAAGGAGGUGUCGCCCAAAUUGGCGAUGAGCAGACCCAUGUAAUUGCAACAACAUCAGAUGAGCAGCCCUCUUAUGCAGAGCUACAGCCUGUCUCAGAGCAUAAUGUACAGCAGGAAGAGGGCGCCCUACAAAUGGCAGCGGCAGAGCAUGACGAGAUGGCCUUGGUUGUACAGAAGCCUGUCAAAAGGAAGCGAGGUCGGCCUCGCAAGGAUGAAGCCAAAAUGCAGACCCAAAUCGUCAUUGUCAGGGAAGUUGUAGAAGGGGAGGAUGGCCAAGAUCCCUCUGUUUAUGAUUUCUAUGCAGGAGAGGAUGACACAGCACCGGUUGCUGCUGGUGAUGAGAAAACCGGUGUAGAGGUUCCUGGAGGCAAGAAGAAGACCAGGUACGUGGUACCCAAGUUUGACGAUGGUCGUCUCCUUGAUCAAGUUCUCAACCGUGCCAAGAAAGGGGGCCCUGGAAGGAGACCAAAGGUGCAUGAAUGCAAUCUGUGCGGUCGUAUAUUCCGUACAUCCACCCUGCUUCGCAACCACGAAAACACACAUUCUGGGACCAAGCCCUACAAAUGUGAGUUGUGUCCCAAAGCUUUUGGCACGUCUGGUGAGCUUGGGCGCCACAUGAAGUACAUGCACACUCAUGAGAAGCCCCACAAGUGUCCAUUGUGUGACUACCUGAGUGUCGAGGCGUCCAAGAUCAAACGACAUAUGCGUUCCCAUACUGGAGAGAAGCCGUACAAAUGCACUCUGUGCGAGUAUGCGAGCACAGACAACUACAAGCUCAAGCGUCACAUGAGGGUUCACACUGGUGAACGUCCUUUUGCUUGCUCUCAGUGUGACCAAUCCUUCUCUCAGAAAAGUAGUCUCAAGGAGCAUGAAUGGAAACAUGUUGGAAAUAGACCAUCUCACAAAUGCGACCACUGUGAUACCACCUUUGGGAGAUAUGCCGACAUGAAGACCCAUGUCCGUAAGAUGCACACGGCUGGUGAACCCUUGAUAUGUAAGAUUUGUGAAAAUGCAUUUACUGAUCGAUACACCUACAUGCAGCACGUGAGGGGGCACAGGGGUGAGAAGAUUUACAAGUGUGGGGAGUGUGGGUACUCCGCUCCUCAGAAACGGCAUCUGGUCAUCCACAUGAGAGUUCACACCGGAGAAAGGCCUUAUGAGUGUGAAGAGUGCCAUGAGACCUUCAAGCACAAGCAAACCCUUAUCAAUCAUCAACGCAGCAAACACAACUUUGUCCAGGAAGCAGAUGGGACCAAGAAACGCAAAUCUGCCGAGGAAAUCGGGAGUCCUAGCAAGAGGGUAACGAGGCGUCAACGGAUGCAGUUGCAAGAACUGGAGGCCGUAGAAGAGAUUGUCGAACCUCAGACCUUGACAACAACCGAUGGCAACACGAUUCAAGUUUCCAUGGCGCAAGGGGGAGAGGGCACGGUUCAACUUGUGCAAACCAGUGAUGGCACCAUGCCUGUUAUUCUAACUGUAGGAGGAGAUGGGCAGAAUGUGGAUGAAGCACUCCAGAUGAUGAAUGGGAGCUUAGCUGCCGUCCAGGGCAACCAGGAAGGGGAAGGGCAGUUGAUGAUGGCCGUUCCUCAGGGAGACGGGGAUAACAUGCAUCUUGAAAGUCAAGAAGCCACCCAGCAGCUUGAGACCACUGAAGGUUCUGCAGCUGCGGACAACUCCCAGCCUCCGGAACUGACACAGGAAGGUCAAACCCAAGAGACACCCACUCCACAAGAUAACCAAGCUAUCACUCAAGAGCAAGCUGCAGCGUUACAGCAACAGAUGGUCAAUCAGGGCAUCAUCUCAGAAGGAUCGGUCAUCGCAGCAAUGGAAGAAGACGAAGAUGGCACCGGGGAUGGCACAAUAUAUCUAUUUGUUGAAGAACAGUAAGAAUUAACACAUAUAUGAUUAUAGAAUUUUUCAAUUAAACAAUUUUCAAUUAAACAAGAAUAGAUAACAUUAGAUGUCUAUACCUGGAUGUAUUUUAUGCCCAUUAGAAUGAUGACCUUGUGUCAAGUGGUCUUCAUAUUUGUCUUCUUUUAUGCAUAUUUUAUUACUUUACAACAUCCAUUCGUCCAUCCAUACGUACUAUGGGCUGUAGUCUCAUGUACAAUGCAUUGUGACACAGGAUGUAAUAUGUAUGUGUGUGUCAUGAUCGUGACAUAAACUUUCUUUAUCCUUUUUACACGCUAUCUUCCAGCUGUUUAUCUGUUAAAGGGGUACUUUGGGCUGAAAUGAAGUAGAA
Messenger RNA from Lytechinus variegatus (green sea urchin), 3334 nucleotides. Its product is annotated as transcriptional repressor CTCF-like. NCBI's taxonomy places the organism in Eukaryota, Metazoa, Echinodermata, Echinoidea, Temnopleuroida, Toxopneustidae. Gene Ontology annotation, molecular function: RNA polymerase II cis-regulatory region sequence-specific DNA binding; DNA-binding transcription factor activity, RNA polymerase II-specific. The coding region runs from base 178 to 2979 and encodes 933 amino acids. The transcript is spliced from 8 exons. Gene Ontology annotation, biological process: regulation of DNA-templated transcription. The record is from RefSeq and is a predicted model, not a curated record.